Molecule: messenger RNA, 2495 nt
Organism: Bufo gargarizans (Asiatic toad)
Lineage: Eukaryota; Metazoa; Chordata; Amphibia; Anura; Bufonidae
Gene: SUZ12
Product: SUZ12 polycomb repressive complex 2 subunit
Exons: 16
Coding region: 116-2176 (686 amino acids)
Cellular component (GO): nucleus; ESC/E(Z) complex
Molecular function (GO): chromatin DNA binding
Source: RefSeq, a predicted model, not a curated record
GUGUUCAUGACCAAUGGUGUAAGGGGGCGGGCCCGGAGUGUGUGAGAGCAGAGCGCGGCAGACCCCGGAGCCCCGGCGGAGAAGUCGUAGAUGUCGCUGCCCGGGCGCUGAGGCCAUGGCUCCCCAGAAGCACGGUGCCAGCUCCGGACCGGCGGGCCUCGGGGCCCCGUCCUCUUCCGGCGGCGGAGGAGCGGCUAUCCCUCCGGUGAAGAGACCUAAGAUGGAGCAGAUCCAGGCCGACCAUGAACUCUUCCUGCAGGCCUUCGAGAAACCCACCCAAAUUUACCGCUUCCUCAGGACGAGGAAUCUGAUAGCGCCCAUCUUUCUCCAUCGGACGCUCACCUACAUGUCUCACCGUAACUCCCGAUCAAACGCCAGAAGGAAAACCUUUAAAGUGAAUGACCUGCUGUGUAAGGUGGAGAAGAUGAGGGGCGAGCACGAGACGGACAGUCUCUCUGCUCACCUGCAGCUCACAUUCACCGGCUUCUUCCAUAAAAGUGAUAAGCCAGCUCCGAACUCUGAGAAUGAACAAAGCUCUGUAACCCUGGAGGUUUUACUGGUGAAGGUGUGCCACAAGAAACGCAAGGAUGUCAGCUGCCCCAUAAGACAGGUCCCCACAGGCAAGAAGCAGGUGCCGCUGAACCCAGACACCAGCCUCUCCAAAAUCAGCAGCUUCCCGUCCCUGGCCGUGUCCAGCAAUGAGUUUGAGCCCAGCAAUAGCCACAUGGUAAAGUCGUACUCCCUGCUCUUCCGAGUUACCCAACCAGAACACCGCGACUUCAACGGCAUGACUAACGGUGAAACCAACGAGAACAUUGAGGUCCUGGACGAUCCCCCAACCAGAAGGAAAAGGCUCUCAUCCAGUAGAGAUGAGGAGAAGACGUUUGUGGCGCAGAUGACUGUGUUUGAUAAGAACAGGCGUCUGCAGUUACUGGAUGGGGAGUAUGAAGUGGCCAUGCAGGAGAUGGAGGAUUGUCCGGUCAGCAAGAAGAGGGCCACGUGGGAAACCAUAUUAGAUGGCAAGCGACUGCCUCCGUUCGAGACCUUCUCCCAGGGUCCCACCCUCCAAUUUACCCUUCGAUGGACGAGCGACUCUUCAGAUAAAUCCACUGCACCAAUUGCUAAACCUCUGGCGACCCGUAACUCUGACAGCGUCCCCCAGGAGCUCCGAACCGUAGCCGUGAAGCCUCCACAGAGUAUAGCUGUAAAGGAGACCCUGUCGGCAGAAGUGUCGGGUAAGAGGGAGAAGGACCUGUCUGCUGAGGCCAAGCAGAAGCUGCGCAUAUUCUACCAGUUCCUUUACAACAACAACACGCGGCAGCAGACGGAGGCUCGGGACGACCUGCACUGCCCGUGGUGCACCCUGAACUGCCGCAAGCUCUACAGUCUCCUCAAGCACCUGAAGCUCUGCCACAGCCGCUUCAUCUUCAACUACGUGUAUCAUCCAAAAGGGGCGCGGAUCGAUGUGUCCAUCAACGAGUGCUACGAUGGAUCCUACGCCGGGAACCCUCAGGAUAUUCACCGACAGCCGGGCUUUGCCUUCAGCCGAAACGGGCCUGUGAAGAGGACGGCCAUAACCCACAUCCUGGUGUGCAGGCCGAAACGCACAAAGGGCGUGAUGUCUGAAUUCUACGAGUCCGAGGACGGUGAAGUGGAGCAGCAGCGGACUUACAGCAGCGGCCACAAUCGCUUGUAUUUCCACAGCGACAGCUGCCUGCCGCUCCGACCCCAGGAGAUGGAGGUGGACAGCGAGGAUGAGAAGGAUCCGGAGUGGCUGAGGGAGAAGACCAUCACUCAAAUCGAAGAGUUCUCCGACGUUAAUGAAGGGGAGAAGGAAGUGAUGAAGAUGUGGAACCUGCACGUCAUGAAACACGGGUUCAUCGCAGACAAUCAGAUGAAUCACGCCUGCAUGUUGUUCGUGGAGAACUAUGGACCCAAAAUAAUCAAGAAGAACCUGUGCCGAAACUUCAUGCUGCACCUGGUGAGCAUGCACGACUUCAACCUGAUCAGCAUCUCCACCAUCGACCGGGCCGUGUCCAAACUGCGGGAUCUGCAGGGCCAAUCCCCGCGCUCCGAGGAGGCGGCCGACGAGCCCACCACAUACCCGGCCAAUGGCUUCAGCGAGAACGAUGUGACGUCAGGGCCCCUGAAACCCAGCAAAAAGCAGCGUCUGUGAGGACGAGCCGAGCUUCCACCCCAGGGUGCCCUGCAAAGCAAUACACCCCAAAACCAAGCGGCUCCCCCCACUGGCCGCCGCGGGGCCACCACUUUUUUACUCUGUUGUUGCUUCCAGGACAGACUUCUUUUUAGCUUUUUCUGAAUGAUGAAUGAGGUUUGUAUUUCCCCCCUCACAUUUUAACUUUUAUGGGGAGGGGCCAAGCAACCAUGAAAUAUAAUUGCCCCCUCCCAUUAUUAUUUGGGAAAACUGUACAUUAUGGCAGCUGUAUGAAGGUAACGUAUGGCCACUUGGCGCAGUGAAUAAACUAUGGACUGUA